Molecule: messenger RNA, 4415 nt
Organism: Blastomyces dermatitidis ER-3
Lineage: Eukaryota; Fungi; Ascomycota; Eurotiomycetes; Onygenales; Ajellomycetaceae
Product: adenosinetriphosphatase
Exons: 1
Coding region: 581-4000 (1139 amino acids)
Cellular component (GO): intracellular anatomical structure; catalytic step 2 spliceosome
Molecular function (GO): RNA binding; ATP binding
Source: RefSeq, a predicted model, not a curated record
CCUACCUACCCUUACUUCAAUCCCAAACGGUUCUCUUCUUUCUCUCCGGAGAUUUUAUAUAUCACAUGACUAACCUUAUUAUCAGCCUUGGCAUUGGGGCGAUCGCAGCUCAAAAGCCAAGCUGGUGAUAAUUUAAUAUUUCGCAUCCAAAACGCGCGGGUUUUACGAAAAAGAAAUUAAAAGCCUCAGAAUCAAGUACCAGGAGGAUAGCACUCACCUCUUGAGUCUUUUUUUGAGCUCCAUAUUACCCAUACUUCAUCCGUUUCAGCGACAUCAGCACGCUUUACUGAGUUCUAUUGUGCGGAAACACAGUACCGACCUCCUGAAUAAAUACACUUUAAACGGCCUUCUUCGAUCUCUUCUUGUUGCGCUGGACGAAACUGAGGGGACAGACGGACAUGCUAUAGCACUGAAACCCCAAAAAUAUCCUAAAUCCCAAUCGCGCGCCGGCAUCCGUGGACGGGUCCCCCCGUUCAGCCUUCACGGUCCGCUGUGAAUUACGAACUACCUCAACAGCUAGCUGCCAUACUAUAGUUCCCACCCCCGAAAGGACAGGUGGUGAAGAACGACAAUCAGCGCCAUGGAUAUCCGGACAUAUAUAUCCGACUCCCUCCUACGGCUAACAGGCGCCUCAGAUGCGACGGUCAUCGAUUACAUCCUCGCCACCACGGGCUCCGUCAAAUCAGCCGGCUCCCUACAAGAGAAACUGGGACCGUUCCUGGACGGGAAUGAGAAUGAAAUCCAUUCGUUCUGCGCUGAGCUAUGGAGAAGGGUGCGUGGCAGUUCUGGUGCGGAAGGAGAUAGUGGUACAAAGGCUAGCAAGGAACAGCUAGCGGACGGGUUGAAGAAGAGGUAUAGAUUGGUUGAGAUGGAGGAAGACGAUAUGGAUGUUAAUGCUGGGUUGGCGCCGUUACAGACUACUGAAGUGGGGAAGAAGUCGAGCAGGAGGGCGAAAGAGAACGGAGAUCGCGGAAGGAGUCGGGACGGUGAUGACGGUGGUGAUGAUGAGUCGAGGCACAAGCGUGCGCAGCGUGCGUAUCGUGGUGUGCGAGGUGAGCGAAAACGGGAGCGGGAAGGCGAUCAUGAUCGCGAAAGUCGGCAUCGGUCCAAGAAGGUCCGCAGAAGGAACGACAGGGAUUUUGAAGACCGCUGGGGCGAUGAAGAAAUACCCGAAGACGAAGGUGAGAUGUAUGAUGAGCAACUACAACAAGAAGAGGCCCAACAAGAAGAAAAAGAACCAACACUACGCUCCCAGUCCCCUCGUUCUUCUUCUCCCUCUUCAGAUGGAGAUCCAGAGACCAGAGCUGAGCGGGCUAGACAGCGCGACCUCAAGGAGCGCGAUGAGUUCGCGAAACGCCUCGCGAAAAGGGACGAUUCGAAGUCAAAGAAAAUCGUCGAAGAUCGAUCGUCCACGAAAGACUCGGAUGCAGCCCGGCGUCGCGCGCUGGCUGAAGAUGCUGCGGCGAGGUCCGCGGCAAUGCCAGACUUGCGGCUUCGCUCGCGGCAGGAAUAUCUUAAGAAACGCGAAGCGGAGCGACUGGCUCUGCUGCGCAAGCAAGUCGCGGAAGAAACUGCCGAGCUUCGCGAGAAUCCAAACUUGACACGUCGGGAAAAAGAGGAGUUUAAGAAAAAUAGAGAAGUGCUACGGCUGGCGGAGGAGCGAUUGCGGAUUGACGAUUAUCGGGAUGGCUAUGCGUUGCCUGAAGAUUACAUUACAGAAAAGGGCAAGAUUGAUCGGAAGCGGAAAGAAGAAGCGCUUUAUAAACGUUAUGUUGAUCGGGAUGAGCAUGGACAUGAGCGGUUCGUUACUGAACAUGAGGAGUGGGAGAAUGAGCAGGCAGCUAAGGCUAGAGCACAAAUUCACAAGGCAGAGUUCGCUGAUGAAGGGGAUUACGAGUAUGUGUUUGACGAUGCGCAGAAGAUAAAUUUCAUCAUGGAUUCGAAGUUAGAAGGGGACCGGAAGCCGUUAACCAAGGAGCAGCUGCUCUUCCAGCAGAAGCUGGAUGCGGCAGAACAGAAAGCAACGUCCAUUGAGGAGACAAGGAAAAGCUUACCUAUCUACCGGUUUAGAGAGGAAAUUUUACAAGCGGUGGCUGAUCACCAGAUUAUUAUCAUCGUUGGAGAAACUGGUAGUGGGAAAACUACUCAAAUCCCUCAAUAUUUACACGAAGCGGGGUAUACCAAUGGGGGGAUGAAGAUUGGCUGCACGCAGCCUAGACGAGUUGCAGCGAUGAGUGUUGCUGCUCGUGUAGCUGAGGAGAUGGGCGUUAAGGUUGGGAAUGAAGUUGGAUAUGCUAUCCGGUUCGAGGAUGCUACCAGUGACAAGACAGUGCUCAAGUAUAUGACUGAUGGUAUGCUGCUACGUGAACUGCUUACGGAGCCUGACCUUGGUGCCUAUUCUGCACUGAUGAUCGACGAAGCCCACGAGAGAACUGUAUCCACCGAUAUCGCAUGCGGUCUGUUGAAGGAUAUUGCAAAGGCAAGGCCUGAUCUGAAAUUGCUUAUUUCAUCAGCAACGAUUGAUGCGCAAAAAUUCCAGAAAUACUUUGAUGAUGCGCCCAUCUUCAAUAUCCCUGGGCGAAGAUAUCCCGUGGACAUACACUAUACAUCACAACCGGAGGCAAAUUAUCUUGCCGCUGCGAUCACUACCGUAUUCCACAUCCACAUAAGCCAGGGGGCUGGCGAUAUUUUGGUCUUUCUUACGGGUCAAGAGGAAAUUGAGGCUGCAGAACAAAGUAUACAAGAGACAGCUCGGAAGCUAGGUUCCAAGAUACCAGAGCUGAUAAUAUGUCCCAUCUACGCGAACUUGCCUUCGGAACUUCAAGCCAAGAUCUUUGAACCCACCCCUCCCGGAGCGCGAAAGGUGGUUCUUGCUACCAACAUUGCAGAAACCAGUUUGACCAUUGACGGAAUUGUGUAUGUGAUUGACCCAGGCUUCGUGAAAGAAAACGUAUUCAACCCGCGCACUGGAAUGGAGAGCCUUGUUGUUACGCCCUGCUCGCGUGCAUCUGCUGGCCAGAGAGCAGGGAGAGCAGGCCGUGUCGGUCCAGGCAAAUGUUUUCGGCUAUAUACAAAAUGGGCUUUCUACAAUGAGCUAGAGGAAAACACCACUCCAGAAAUCCAACGGACAAACCUCAACGGAGUCGUCUUGAUGUUAAAAUCACUCGGGAUCGACCAGCUUCUCGAUUUCGAUUUCAUGGACCCACCACCUGCAGAAACGCUUAUCCGUGCUCUCGAGCAGUUAUACGCGCUCGGAGCGUUAAAUGACCAUGGCGAUUUGACCAAGGUUGGGAGGCAGAUGGCCGAGUUCCCCACCGAUCCAAUGCUUGCCAAGGCUAUUCUAGCAGCCGAUAAGUAUGGAUGUGUCGAGGAGGUGCUUUCGAUAAUCGCCAUGCUAGGCGAAGCCAGCUCUCUAUUCUUCCGACCCAAAGACAAAAAGAUCCAUGCCGACAGUGCUCGCGCGCGUUUCACCAUUAAAGCCGGCGGUGAUCACUUCUCACUCCUAAACGUGUGGAACCAAUGGGUCGACUCCGACUUCAGCUACGUCUGGGCGCGCGAGAACUUCCUACAACAACGAAGCUUAACGCGUGCCCGUGACGUGCGCGAUCAGCUCGCCAAGCUCUGUGAUCGGGUUGAGGUAACUAUUACCUCUGCGGGGGCCAAUGAUCUCGUCCCCAUCCAAAAGGCUAUCACGGCCGGGUUCUUCCCGAACGCGGCGCGUCUACAACGUGGCGGUGAUUCAUACCGGACGGUCAAGAAUGGACAGACUGUGUACCUACACCCGUCCAGCACGCUGUUCGAGGUGAACCCGAAGUGGGUAAUAUAUUACGAGCUGGUCCUGACGAGCAAGGAGUAUAUGCGUAGUAAUAUGCCACUGCAACCCGAGUGGCUAGUGGAGGUGGCCCCGCAUUAUCAUAAGAAGAAGGAUUUGGAGACGUUGGGGAUUGAUAAAAAAGUACCGAAGGGGCAGGGGGCGGCGGGGGAGAAGAGUAAGGUGUGAAGAUGCAGAUUAUCAUGAUGGCGAUGGCCGACAACGAAGAUAAUGCAUUUUGGAUAACCAUUUAGUCGAAGAAAUGUAUAUGUAUUCUAGAUAUAUCCAUUAUAUACUCUAUAUUUCAACCGCCGUAGACCCCCUUAUUCCAGUAGCUUACAGCCAAUCAUCACAUGGAAGUUUCGGCUGACAAAGGAGCCGAGUUCGCCAUCUGGACGCCAUGUCCAAAUAGGCCUAGCUUUCCCGGCGUCCUCGUGCGGGCCAAAUCUACCUCGGCUCUCACAGCGCACAGGCGACAAAGCAACGACCGAGAGACGUCGGUUCGAUUGGCUUACAGUUGAACGUGGUGCCAAAGAAGUUGAUCAUGGUGCCAAUUCUUUAUGCACUUUAGUGCUCCGUCUAAAAUCCCCCACCCACUACUCCG